AUGGCCGCCGCCUUAGAUCUGAUCCAACAAUGUACACAAACCGCUCUGACGCGGCUACCCAUCCCGGCACAACAAUUGCUGCAGAACCCGAUCGCCCAGAAAGCUGCAGGCGCAGUGCUCGCCCUCGGAGUCUUGCGCUCAAUCAACAAUUCUCUCACACAAUGGACCGCUAACAACUGGGUCUCAAGUGAUCCAUGGAUCCCCUCCAAGGAGCUCAUCCUUUUGACGGGUGGAUGCAGUGGAAUUGGCAAGCAAGUCAUGGAGGACCUAUCGCGCACCGGGCUGCGUGUGAUCAUUCUGGACAUCAACGAGCCCAACUUCAAACUCCCCGCCAAUGUCACAUUCUACCGAGCCAACAUCACCAGCUCGGAGAAUAUCUCCGAGGUCGCCAAGACCAUCCGCAGCGACCAUGGCGAGCCGACGGUCUUGAUCAACAACGCCGGCGUCGGCCACGAUGGCACCAUUCUUGAGGAAACUGAGGCACAAAUCCGCAAUACAUUCGAAGUCAACACCAUCGCCCAUUUCCUCAUGGUGCGCGAGUUCCUCCCCGCUAUGAUCCGCGCCAACCACGGCCAUGUCAUCACGCUGGCCAGUAUGGCCAGCUUCGUCGCCCUGGGUGAAAUCGCCGACUACUGCUGCACCAAGGCCAGCGCCCUGGCUUUCCACGAAUCUCUGCGACAAGAGUUGCGCCUCUAUUAUAAGGCACCCAAAGUGCGCACAAGUAUCAUUCACCCGUUCUGGGUUCGCACCCCGAUGAUCACCAUUCUCACUGAUUACGAGAAGGAGUUCGGCCAGCCCAUCAUGUCCGUCAAGAUCGUAUCAGAUGCCAUCUGCAAGCAGAUCUUGACUCAGAACAGUGGACAGGUGAUCCUGCCCGCAUCCAAGACCGUUGCUCGCCUGGUGCGAGGUUUUCCGCUCUGGUUGCAGGAGUAUAUUCGUGGCAAGGAAUCCGAGAAGCUGAAGAUCACGCGCGAUGCCCAGAUCCGUGCGGAGCGUGAGGCUGCCAGCAAGAAAUUGUAA
Molecule: messenger RNA, 1020 nt
Organism: Penicillium verhagenii
Lineage: Eukaryota; Fungi; Ascomycota; Eurotiomycetes; Eurotiales; Aspergillaceae
Exons: 2
Coding region: 1-1020 (339 amino acids)
Molecular function (GO): oxidoreductase activity, acting on the CH-OH group of donors, NAD or NADP as acceptor
Source: RefSeq, a predicted model, not a curated record